AGAGCGGAGUCACCGGGAGCAUGCUGCUGGACCUGCCGGCCUGUGCCUUCGAGAUCACCCGCGUCUGCCUCCCAGCUGAGAGACUGAAAGUGCUGGCCUGCCUGAACAAGCUGGGACAGCAGCACAUGGAUGCCAUGAAGGUUUUUAAUGAUCCAAUUCACGGGCACAUCGAAAUACAUCCCCUUCUUGUGCGCAUCAUUGACACACCUCAAUUUCAGCGCCUCCGAUACAUUAAGCAGCUGGGUGGCUCUUACUUUGUCUUUCCAGGAGCCUCUCACAACCGCUUCGAACACUCCAUAGGGGUGGGCUACCUGGCAGGAUGUCUGGUUCGUGAACUGAAGGAGAGGCAACCAGAACUGGACAUAACCCAGCGAGAUAUCCUGUGUGUAGAAAUUGCUGGGCUUUGUCAUGAUUUGGGUCAUGGGCCAUUUUCCCACAUGUUUGAUGGAAGAUUUGUUCCACUUACUCGUCCAGAUUUGAAGUGGAAGCAUGAAACUGCUUCUGUUAGAAUGUUUGAGCACCUGGUCACUUCCAAUAAACUAGAAGACGUCAUGACAUCAUAUGGUCUUGUCCUGGAGGAAGAUAUGGACUUCAUCAAAGAACAAAUAGGAGGGCCUAUGGAUGAAAGCACUUGUGAGGAAUUGUGGCCCUACCGUGGUCGACAAAAGGAGAAAAGUUUCCUAUAUGAAAUAGUAGCUAACAAAAAAAAUGGCAUUGACGUUGACAAAUGGGAUUAUUUUGCAAGGGAUUGCCAUCACCUAGGAAUCCAGAAUAACUUUGAUCAUAAGCGAUUACUUAAAUUAAUUCGGGUCUGUGAAGAAGGAAACCAGAAGCACAUCUGUGCCCGUGACAAGGAAGCUGGAAAUUUGUAUGAGAUGUUCCACACACGGAUUUGCCUGCACCGACGAGCAUACCAACAUAAGAUUGGCAACAUCAUUGAAAUAAUGAUUACGGAAGCCUUUCAAAAAGCAGACCAAUUUUUGAAAAUAGAAGGCUCUGGGGGAAAAGAGUACCAGAUUUCUACAGCAAUGGAGGACAUGGAAGCAUACACUAAGCUGACCGAUCACAUCUACCUGGAAAUUCUGCACUCAAGUUGUCCAGAACUGAAGGAGGCACGGGAAAUUUUGCGUAAAAUAGAACGACGUGAAUUAUACAAGUUUUUAGGAGAGAGUCAACCUGAAACAGCGAGGGAAAUUGUAGAGAGUGGUAGCCUGGCAGAAGACAUUGCUAAUUCCAAGCCAGAAAAGAAUCCUCCGGAUGUGGACCUAAAGGCUGAAGAUUUCAUAAUUGAUGUUGUCAAUAUGGAUUAUGGAAUGAAAGAAAAGAAUCCCAUUGAUAAUGUCCUCUUCUAUUGCAAGGCUGAUCCCUCCAAGGCAGUCAGGAUAGUUAAGGAACAGGUUUCAAAGCUUUUACCCAUGAGGUUUGCAGAGCAGCUUAUCCGGGUUUACCACAAAAGUCAGGAUUCAGAUAUUGUUUCAGCUGCAAAACAGUAUUUUGUUCAGUGGUGUAUGCGGAAUAAUUUCACCAAACCAAAGGAUGGUGAUGUGGUUGCGCCUCAUCUAACUCCAAUGAAGAAAAGCUGGAAUCACAGGAGAGACGAUGACUGCAGGACAGCUGCCAAACACAGUUGCAAACAAAGGCUUUCUUUUGGGAAGUAA
Molecule: messenger RNA, 1658 nt
Organism: Mesitornis unicolor (brown roatelo)
Lineage: Eukaryota; Metazoa; Chordata; Aves; Mesitornithiformes; Mesitornithidae
Gene: SAMHD1
Product: SAM domain and HD domain 1
Exons: 15
Biological process (GO): regulation of innate immune response; dGTP catabolic process; defense response to virus
Cellular component (GO): nucleus
Molecular function (GO): dGTPase activity
Source: RefSeq, a predicted model, not a curated record